GCGCGGCGGUUCCGUACUUCAGCGGCAGUGGGCGGACGCUCCAAUCGGUGUGGAACAUCGUUGAGCACGGCUGCAUUGCUGACCUGAUUGCAGGCGCCUUCAAUCGCGGUGGGAGAGGUGCGCACAGGUGGGUGGCGAGGAAGGUUUCUUUUCCUGUUCGAAGGGCGGAAUGGAGGGCUGCGAUCACGAUGGUCGCGCUGUGCUGUCCAGUGCGGAGAAGACAGCUGUCGCGGCGGCUGCUGUCGCAGUUGUCCGUCGAUUCCAGGUUGAGAGGGCGGCUGGGCGCAUGAAAGUGACGCUUUCCAGGCGGCGGCAGAGGAUUCUGCUGCAGAGGGUGUUGGACGCCCCUGACUGCGUUACCACUUCUGAGGCAGUGCUUCAGCUAUGCUUUGCAAUAGGGUGCGGUGUGGUUCCUCGAACGACGCCACGUUGGUGGAUGAGGCGGAGAACCGGCGGGACUUGGGAGGAUUUGCGGCUCUGCGAUGACCCGACGGACGGCUACUUCCGGGAGAAGCUCCGCAUGUCGAGGAGAGUCUUCAUUGAGAUCAGCGAAGCCUGUGCACCUCUCUUGCGACGACAGGUGACGUUCUACAGGGAGCCACUUCCGUCGGAGCAGAUCGUCGCCUAUGCGCUGUACAGGUGGGCUACAGGAGAGUCAUACGACAACAGCACCUCAUCUUUCGGCAUAGGCAGGGCUUCCGGAAUUCUGGCCGUGCGCGAUGUGACAAACACUUUGUUGAGGGUGUAUGGUGACAGGAUAUCGUGGCCGACGGGGGUGCGAAAACAAGUCGUGCCGCGGGCGUUUCUGGACAAGGGCUUUCCAAACUACCAUGGCGCAGUUGACUGCACACACAUCUACGUGGACAAACCGACGAACGCGCCCGGCGAGAACUACUUCGACCGCAAGCACCGUUUCUCCGUCAUUGCGCAGGUGGUGGUGGACCUGGAUCUGCGCGUGCUAGACGUGUUCGUCGGAUAUCCGGGGAGCUGCCACGACAUCAGGGUGAUCCAACUGUCGAGUCUGUCGAGGCGCGCGGAACAGGGAGUGCUUUUUCGUGGGCCGCCUGUGACGCUGCCGGGGGGGUGAGGACGAACGGUUACAUCUUGGGAGACAACGGGUAUCCUCCCUCUGAAUGGGUAGUUGUGUCGUACGGAGGAAUCAAUCAGCACCCGACGA
Molecule: messenger RNA, 1177 nt
Organism: Chara braunii
Lineage: Eukaryota; Viridiplantae; Streptophyta; Charophyceae; Charales; Characeae
Source: the annotation of a GenBank genome assembly